Molecule: messenger RNA, 1794 nt
Organism: Trichomonas vaginalis G3
Lineage: Eukaryota; Parabasalia; Trichomonadida; Trichomonadidae
Product: dynamin family
Exons: 1
Coding region: 1-1794 (597 amino acids)
Cellular component (GO): cytoplasm; membrane; microtubule
Molecular function (GO): GTPase activity; microtubule binding; GTP binding
Source: RefSeq, a predicted model, not a curated record
AUGGAUACUUUAAUUCCCGUUCUCAACAAGCUUCAGGAUGUCUUCCAAAGGGUUGGUCAUGACAGUAUCGAUCUUCCACAGAUUGUCGUCGUUGGUUGCCAAUCAUGCGGUAAAUCAUCCGUUCUCGAAUCCUUAGUUCAGAAGGAUUUCCUUCCUCGUGGUUCCGGCAUUGUCACAAGAAGGCCUCUUGUUCUCCAGCUUGUUCACAAUGAUGGAGAUCAAAAACCAAAAGAAUUCGCAGUUUUCAAUCAUAAACCAGAUGAAAUCUUUACCAAUUUCGAUAAAGUUCGCCAAGAAAUUGAGGAUGAAACAGAUCGUCUCUGCGGUUCUAACAAAGGUGUUACAGAUGCUCCAAUCAAUCUUCGCGUUACUUCGCCAAAUGUAUUAAACUUGACACUUGUCGAUCUUCCAGGUCUUACGAAGGUUGCUGUAGAAGGACAAGCAGCCGACCUUCCACAACAAAUCAGAAACAUGGUUAUGAGCUACAUCACAAAAGAAAACGCGAUUAUUCUUGCCAUUACCCCAGCAAAUACAGAUCUUGCCAACUCAGAUUCACUUCUUAUUGCUCGUGAAGUAGAUCCAAAGGGUACACGUACAAUUGGCGUUAUUACAAAACUCGAUAUCAUGGACAAAGGAACGAAUGCCCGCGAUGUCCUCCUCAACAAAGUAUAUCCUCUCAACCUCGGCUACAUUGGUGUCGUUAACAGAUCUCAAAAAGAUAUCGACGAUGGCAAACCAAUGGAAAAGGUUAUCGAGAGCGAGCACCGCUUCUUCUUAACUACACCAGAGUAUCGUGACCUUGCCGAAACAUGCGGCUACAAGUACUUGGCUACUACAUUGAAUGGCAUUCUGAUGCGCCAUAUCAAAUCAAAACUUCCAUCGGUCCACAACGAAAUCAAUGAACUUCUCCGCCGUAAGGAACAUGAACUGAUCGGUUACGGUGAUGUAUUCGGCAACUCCAAGGAAGAAAAACAAUUAUUCCUUUACAAGAUGCUCGAAGGUUACUUAUCCAUCUACCAAGGCCUUCUUCUCGGUACAUCCGACGAUCUUCGUACGAACGGUCUCGACGGUGGCCAGUAUCUUAUGGAUUAUCUCAUUAAUGAUCUUCCGAAACGCCUCGACGAGAUCCCAUCGGCCAAGACCAUGCCACGCGAGAAAGUUAUCGCCAUGAUUGAAGCCAACUCCGGCCUCCAAAGAGCGUUAUUCUUCCCAGAAGCCACUUUCUACCGUCUUAUCAGAGAUUACAUCGAGAUGAUGCGCGCUCCAUCAACAGAAGCCGCCGAAAUCGUUCACCACAGAAUGAUGGAGCUUCAUACAAAAGUUAUUCUUCCAGAAUUAGACCGUUUCCCAAGAGUUAAGGCUCUUCUCAGCCAGUCCAUCGCUGAUAUAGCCAAGGAGACCCUCGAAGAAUGCCUUGUUUAUGUCAAUCAGAUUAUUGAUAUCCAAAGUUGCUACAUUAACUCCGAACACAAGUCAUUUAUGGAGAGAACACAAGCACAGUUACAGAGCGGAUCUCUUGAUAACAACGUUGACUUCCUUCUCGAACUUGUCGACAGAUACGUUGAUAUUUGCAAGAGAGAGAUCGCAGAUGUCAUUCCAAAGACUGUCCACAGAAUCCUCAUCAAGAAGUCUACAGAGGUCAUGCGCCAGGAGCUCUUUAAGAGACUUGUCACUGACCCAGAUUUGGCUGAAGACCCAGAUGUUGCCGCAAGAAGAGCCAAGUGCGUCGCACUCAUCAAGGCCCUCAAGGAGGCUUCAUCAAUCCUCAACGAGGUCCGUAUGGCUCAUGUCUAG